This is a messenger RNA of Linum trigynum, 2776 nucleotides long. Lineage: Eukaryota; Viridiplantae; Streptophyta; Magnoliopsida; Malpighiales; Linaceae. The record is from the annotation of a GenBank genome assembly.
UGGUAUAAUCAGUCACGGUACGAAAUUCCCUUGACCUUUACAAUUAGACAGAGACGUAUAUAUUACGGUAAUUUUACCGUGUCUAAAACUAGUAAACACGGGAAACACACUUUCAAACACGGGAUUCACCGUGAUUAAAUGGUCUUUUCCUGUAGUGUAAUCGUACAAGUGAUAAUAUUGAUUUUAUCCAUAUCGAUUUCGUGUUGUAAUAUGCUUGAUAAUGGUAUCUCAAAGCUUUUAUCCAAUAGAAUGAUUGCUCCCAACAGUAACCAGUGAAGCUUAAUCUGCAUUUGUUAAGCGAAGGCUUAUUAGUGAUAUAAUUUUAAUGGUAACAAAGUUGGUUAAGGAUUAUCACAAAAAGAAUAUUUCUUCUACGUGUGUGUUGAAGGUUGAUCUUAUGAAGGCAUUCUAUUCAGUUAACUGGAAGCUGUUUUAUUCAAUGUUUUGACUACAAUGGUAUUUCCUACUGAGUUUGUUAGAUUAAUUGAAGCAUGUGUGACCAAACCAAUGCUAGUGUGGCUUUGAUUGGUUGUGGCCUAUGUGGUUAUAUCUCUACUGUAAAGUAACUCAGCCAAGGAGAUCCACUCACCCCUACGGAGUUUUUUCUUGCCUGAUGAAAAGAGAACUUGAAAUAGAACAUACCAUUAUCAUCCUUGAUGCAAAUCAUUAGAAAUUACUCACUUGUCUUUGGCCAACGAUCUUUUCAAAUGGAUCAAUCAGGGUCGUGGCAAGUAUCAAACAACUUUUGGAUCAAUUUUAAAUUGGUUUAGGGUUUGAGUGCAACUUAUGUAACCUAUUAUAUGUUGGGAUUCUAUAGGAAGAAAAUGAGAUGAUUUCACAAAGCAUAGGGUUCCCACUGGGGUUCUGGCUGUUCGUUUUCUCAAGGUACCCCUUAAUAACUGGUAAGUUAACAACAGGGGAUUGCCAAACACUCGUUGAUAAGAUAACAUUUAGGAUUCGUACAUGGGUAAAACGAGCAGGAGUAGAACUUUCGGUUGGAGUUUGUUGAGGGGCACGAUGUCCACACUGCAACUAAUAUCUCAUAGCGACACAAUUUUUCUUUCCUACAUACUAUUUGUGGCCGCCAUCGAGCUAGUCUCCUUGAUGAAAAAACCGACCUACUUAACCUCUUUACUGUUGCUGUCUUUGUAGAAUGAAAAUGCAGGAAGCUUAAGAGUGUCGCCGAUAUCGAGUGACUAUAGAGAAGAGUAGAGGAUGGAGAACUAUUUGAAGCCUGUAAGGAGGGGAUCUUUGUGAGAUGGGAGGGAGAGAGACGGGGAAGUGAACCCUUUUCUUAUCCAUUCACUUUUUAGAGUAUUUUGGAGUUUAACACCUUACGCAACAAGAGAGCAGUUGGGGGUUUCCAAUAAAAUAGCAGGGAUACAAUUGGAGAAAAAGUAACUCAAAUGUGGGAAUGAGAAAUGCAUGAGGGGGUGCUGGUUUAAUUGCAAUGUUUGUGAGAAAGUGGCUCAAAUUACAUGGGUCAGUUACCAUACUCAUUUGGCCAUCCAAAUAGGAGAAUUUAGUCCAAUUGCUGCAUUACCUCAUUAAUUUACUGCAUCCAAACGACCAGCAAAUCUUAGGCAACCAUGCGUCCUAUGCCUCCUAUCAAGAAAAGAAAAACGAUGUAUUUUCAUCUUCAAAGAAAAAAUUAAGGGUAAAUAAACAAGAGAAAGGAAAACGAUUAUAAUAUGAAUAGUCUAACUCUGAUUCCCAUGUAAUGGAAAAAUUGCAAAACAAAUCUAGGUCUGACACACAUAGACAUAGGGGCACCAUAAUUGGUUUGACCCUAGUGACAUAAAAUUAAAUGAAUAAAAAAAACUGUAUAAUACUGCUGUUAGUUGAGCUGGCAAUAUAAAUACACUACUCCUAGGGUUAGGGUUGCCCAAUAUAAUUUACUUACUAGUUACUACCAACUAUCUAACCAUUGCAGAAGCCACAACGCUUCACCAAAGUACUGUUCUUUUUUCUCCCCUUCUAAACUAACCUUGUUUUCUUUUUUCCUCUCCCCUUUUCUUCCAUCCAAAAAAAAAAAAAAAAAAAAAGAAAUAAAGAAAGACUUUCCCUGACUACUCUUUCACUCGUACUCACACCAGGCUGUGGAUCGACUUUGACUCAGCUCCCUGAUUGGGACUGCACCCUUAUAAUAUCCAUUCAUUAAUAGGAGAAAGACAAGUUCUACCUCUCUUUUCUUUCUUUCUUUGCUUCUCGAUCUCUUUUCAUUUUCUUAAAGCCUUGAUUAUUGAGUUGCUUUCAGGAUUCCCCCCCCCCCCCCCCCACCCUUUCCACCGACCGAAAGAGAUCAUGAUGAAGAAACGGCAAGUGGUGGUGAAGCGAUCGGAGGUGGGGAGGAUUUCGACGACUUCCUCGAUCCGUUACGGGGAGUGCCAGAAGAACCACGCCGCCAACAUCGGUGGGUACGCGGUCGACGGCUGCCGGGAGUUCAUGGCCAGCGGUCACGACGACGACGACGGCGGAGCGGCGGCGGCGGCGCUGAUGUGCGCGGCGUGCGGCUGUCACAGGAACUUCCACAGGCGGGAAGUGGAGUCUUCAGAAGUCGUUUGUGAGUACUCUCCGCCUAAUAAUUAAUCCCUCGUCUCCUCUCCUCCAGUCGCCGAUAGAGUUGGCCAGAAAGAGUUGGCCGUGGGUGGUGCUUUGUUUUGUUCUGAGGAAAAAGGAAAAGAAAGGUGUGGAAAAUUGGCUUUGCAUUGUGUUUGUGUAUGUGGUCUAAACCUUUUUGAGAAAUGGGGACAUUCGAUAAAAUUGGAACGAUACG